GGUAUCGGCGCUUACUGAAGAAUUUUUCCCGUGAUGAUUUACCUGCGAACGUGUCGUUCGUCAUAUGUUUUCAUUUACGCUACUGUGGCUAUGUCGGUGUUGUUGACACUCGCGCAUGCGCAGCGGGAAUUCGACGAGUCGGUCACGAGUGAACCGCAAAAGAGCGGGAAAUCCAAAUCGAAACUCGACGAAGAGUUGUUCAAGAAACUGUUUGCUCAACGGCGGAAGGAACACAUAGAAGCUGUGCAGACUCUCCUAAAGAUGGACAGUUACGAGCGUCUGUACAAGAUGAUCUCGGUGCUGGCUGAGAAGGUGAUGGAGGUCAUCGAAUCGAGUAAAAACAUAAUUGAGAAGGCCGGUUUUUUGUCCCACAAUAGUUCCUUUCCGGAAGAUACGAACGUCAAAGAUGCAUUAUCUAGUAUUCUGGAGAACACCGCGCUCCUCGGAGACAUCGUCCUGCAUCUGCCGGACAUUACUCACAGGAUACUGAAAACGCAACCGGGAUGGAACUCCACAAUACAUUGGUCUUUGAGUUUCGUGAAUCAGACGCGGCAUUUGUUGAACAAAUCGACCAUCACGAUGUUCCGCCUGGUCGAGCAGGAGCUGAACAUCACGAAACGCGACCCGAGCUAUUUUAAUCCGUAUAGGAGUGCCGCCCACGCGGGCCAGCGUGAGGAUACCAGCGUGAGGAAGAAAAAGCCAGUGAAGAAGGAAAAACGCAAAAAGGGACCGCAAAUUGCUAAAAUCGAGUUGUGAGCUGUUCUUGCCGCUCCUCGAGAUUCCUCGUAGACCGGUUCCUAAAUCGCCUCGUUAAGAAGCGGGCGCUCUCUGCGGCACUGCCGUUAAAAUCCUAGAGAAGGUGAACAUACCAUGUCUGAUCCCGAAUCGUACAGGAUUAGAUUAACGAUGAGCUUCCGAACGGCUUAAUUCGACAAGAAUUAGCUACAGUUCUCUGACACAAUGUUCAUGUACAAUAGUAUAAUUGAUAAUAAUAUAUUUAGGGACUGAAUAAGUUCAAUAAUCCACUUAAUUUAUUUUAUAGAAUUUAAAAAAUAGAAUUUAAAAUUUCUAGUUAAUAAAGUCUUUAAAAAUAAAGUUUUUAUAGAAAAUAAGAUAAAUUAAGUGGGUCUUGUUCACUCCAAGUUAAUAUAAUUAACAGUAUAAUUGCUAGGAGCUAUGUAGUUAAGAAUACGCGAAUUUACCAAGCGCAUAUAUUUGUGUUACAUAUGCGGAUGUUGCUACACAUAUCAAAUUUCGAUAAGCCUCUUUUUAACAUUGAAUAAGACUAUUGCAAUUUGCAAUUGGAUUUCUGGACUGCGUAAAAACAUUGUAUGUACAUAAAAGAUCUACAUAAUCUUACAUAAGUAUCUACAUAAAGAUUAGACAAAAGUUUCAAUUCGAUUGUUAUCAUGUUGGAGUAAUAUUCGUGCAUUUUGUCUGAGGGACAGGACUACCUCGAAGGCAGACAACUUCGCCCACGCUGUGAAUUUCGCGCUGCGGCAUGUCGUGCCUGAUAUGAGGAGAUAGACAGCUUUUCUUGUCUCGGUUCACUCCAACGGCGAGCCGGCGCGUUGCGCCGCGCCGGUAGAAAGUGGUCAGCCAAUGAGCUAAGAACUGUUCCUGAGCCGGUCUGAGCUCCUGAGAAGUGCCACGACGGCGGUGUGUAUCCCUGACAGUGUUGUGGUAGCGGAUCAGCCCGGUAGGUUGGUCGCUCGUUCGGUCCGGUCGGUCGGCUGACGAUAUACGUCGCCGUGGUCGCGGUGAUCGCACGAGGAGGGCACGCGAAAAGGAAAUUCAGACGACCUCGUGACGACUGUCGGAACAUCGAGGACGCGCGCGCGCGCGAAACAAUGAGACUCCAGGAAGCGGCGCUGAUCUGCGCUGUCUUGACCGUUGUCGCAGGUAGGCGCGCCCUUGCUAUUUCCGCUACGUUGAUCACCUUUCUCCUGUCUUGUUGAUGUUCCCGUUCCAAAAGUCUAAAGUGUAGGAGAUGCGUGGGAGAGCCGGAAAGAAUAGGUGAAAUUGUUUGAGAUUGUCGCCGGACCAUUUCCCUGCUCUUCCUCAGACUUCCUUGGUUCUCUCUCCAUAUAAUAAAAAUCAUAAUAAAAAUCCUCCUAUUUCCUGGAAAGAACGAAUUACAAAUUUGGUUGAAAUACAGAUUGGCGAAUAACCAUGAACCAUUAAAAUAUUAGACACUGAUUGUUAGCAUGUCAAAAUGUUUUGUAAUCAUAGUAUCACGUUUGGACUUUCCAAAUGAUUAUUUUUAUGAUCCAACAUUCCCACAAAUUAUUUUCUGAUCUGUAUCCGUAGCUAAAUUUUUAGAUACUGCAGUAAAAUGAUUUCUUUGGUAUGAAAAAUUUCUAUUUUUAUUGGUUCCAGUAUCGAGUUCUUUUUAUCGUUCACCCGCAAUGCUCGGCGUUUUGUAUCGUGUCCGCAAUCGGUAAUCGAUUCUCGAGGCGAAUAACAGUCGCUUUCUAAAAAUUAUGAAGUUCUAUGAUGAUCGUCUAACAUUGAAUUUCUAAAAUACACACAAGACUUGAUAGUUUCGACUUCUGCUGUCUUAAUUAGAACUACGUUUGGUUAGUUUUAGCAGGUGCUUAUUGAUGUUAGCAUUGUUCUUUUUCCCCUGCACAGCGUUUGUGUAUCUUUCUUUUGAUUCUUCUUGUAUCUCUCUUCGCGGCUGCCAUUACUUUUAUCGAUAGUAUUACGUGUGAGUGAGGAAACAUGUAAUUGUAACGCUCUAAUGAAUAAUUGCAUACUAAAUUCGCUCUUACAUUGCAUAUUUUAUAUUUGUAUAAACUUCAUAGAAAUAAACACGAUGAUGUCUAUCUGAAAAGUACUUAUA
This is a messenger RNA of Monomorium pharaonis (pharaoh ant), 2845 nucleotides long. RefSeq names its product coiled-coil domain-containing protein 134. The transcript has 3 exons. The coding region runs from base 34 to 756 and encodes 240 amino acids. NCBI's taxonomy places the organism in Eukaryota, Metazoa, Arthropoda, Insecta, Hymenoptera, Formicidae. The record is from RefSeq and is a predicted model, not a curated record.